Sporothrix schenckii 1099-18 is the source of this 2634-nucleotide messenger RNA. Its product is annotated as anaphase-promoting complex subunit 6. Gene Ontology annotation, molecular function: protein binding. The record is from RefSeq and is a predicted model, not a curated record. The transcript has a single exon. Lineage: Eukaryota; Fungi; Ascomycota; Sordariomycetes; Ophiostomatales; Ophiostomataceae. Gene Ontology annotation, biological process: cell division. The coding region runs from base 1 to 2634 and encodes 877 amino acids.
AUGGAGCCUUUCCUGCGCGACUGGCGCCAGGACGCGCUCAACAAAGCCCAGUACGACUCGGCCAUCUUUAUCGGCGACAAGCUCCUUGCCCUGACGGGGGCCGACGAAGAUGCCUUUUGGCUCGCCCAGGUUCACUUUGCCAUGGGCAACUAUACCCGUGCCCAGGCCCUGUUGUCUAAGUCCGACCUGAUUGCCCGCAACGCGUCGUGCCGCUACCUCGCCGCCCACUGCCUAAUCAAGCAGAGUCGCUUCGACGACGCGCUCGCUGUCCUUGGCGAACGAAACCCGACACACCUGAUCCCGACGUCGGCGAACAAGCGGAAAGCGCCAAGCGGAGCGGGUGCUGCGGGCAGCGGCAACGGUGGUGGCGAGAAGGUACACCCUGCUGGCAGCAGUAGCAACAUCAAUCCAAGCAACGAACGAGGAGCAGGGAGCGGCCCAGCCAACCCGCCAGGGAACCACGGUGGCAAGAAAUCAACAGCGUUUGGAGCAGGAGGCAAGUCGUCGACAACAGCAAAAGGCCAUGCUAACAGCCGGUCCAUUGGUGGUGUCCCAGACCGAGGAGACCGGGCUGGGGCUGCGUCGUCGUUGGAGAGCCGGCGGAGGGAACGCGAGGCCAGCAUCGAGGCAGAAGCCGCUGCUGCUGCUGCGGCGGCGGCAGCAGCCUCCGCAGCAGCCGCCGCAGCCGUGGCUGCCGCCGAGGCAUCUAACCGGCGCUACGAGGCGGGCAUGUGUUACCUACGCGGCAUCUGCUACGCCAAGCAAAACGUCUUUGACCGGGCCAAGGAGUGCUACAAAGACGCCGUGCGCAUCGAUGUGCAGUGCUUUGAGGCCUUUCAGCAGCUCACCAAGAACCAGCUGAUGGCACCGGACGAGGAGUGGGAGUUCCUCGAGUCGCUCAACUUUGACAGCAUUGCCAUGAGCCCUCUCGCCGCCAGCGAAAACGGCAGCACAUCCGCCGAAGACGCCGUCCAAGAGGCGGCCGACUUCACCCGGAUGCUGUACAGCACACGCCUGUCCAAGUACCGGAACCCGGAAACGUUCGCAGCUGCGGCCGAGUCCCUCGCCUCACACUACCGCCUGGGCAACAACGCGGACCUGCUGCUGGCCCGUGCCGACCUAGCCUACACACAGUGCCGCUACGAAGACGCACUGGCCCUCACGAGUGCCGUGCUCGAGGAGGACCGUUACAACUUUGGCGCCUACCCGCUGCACCUGGCAUGUCUCUUCGAGCUGCGCAUGAAGAACGUGCUGUUCCUCGUGGCCCACGACCUGGCCGACCAGCACCCCGAAGAGCCUUGUACAUGGUUGGCUGUGGGCGUCUACUAUUUUGCCACGGACCGCAUCGCCGAGGCGCGCCGCUACUUUAGCAAGGCCAGCAUGAUGGACGCCCACUAUGGCCCGGCGUGGAUUGGUUUCGCGCACACCUUUGCCGCCGAGGGCGAGCACGACCAGGCUAUCUCUGCCUACUCGACAGCCGCUCGUCUCUUCACGGGCACGCAUCUGCCGCAAGUCUUCUUGGGCAUGCAGCACCACGCCAUGAACAACAUGACCGUGGCCGAGGAGUUUUUGAAGACGGCCUACAGUCUGUGCCGCGAGGACCCGUUGCUGCUCAAUGAGAUGGGUGUUGUGUGCUACCACCAGGACCGGGCCAAGGACGCUGCCACGCUGUUCCGCAAGGCUCUCGAGGUGGCCGACGACAUGGACUGUGACCCGCAGGCAUGGCUUAGUGCGCGCAUCAACCUCGGUCAUGCCUACCGGCGUAUGCGGCUGUUCCGCGAGGCUCUGGCCCAGUUUGACGAGGUUCUGCGGCUGGGCGGCAAGAAUUCGGCCGUCUUUUCGGCCAAGGGCCUUAUCCUGCUCGAGCGGGGCCGCCCAGACGAGGCGGCUGUCGUGCUGCACGAGGCGCUGGCCAUUCGGCCGCAGGAUCCCAUUGCCACCGAUCUGCUUAACAAGGCGCUCUUUGAGAUGUCAGUCAGUAACAAUGUGCUGCAGCUUGCGGGCGGUAACAGCGGCUCGGCUGGCAGUCUCGGCACGGGUGCUGGUGCUGGCGGUUCCGGCGGCAUGCCUGGCAGCACAGACGACCAGGAGAACAGCCUCGGGUAUGAUAUAGACAUGGGCCAAGGCUUGGGUGGCGGCUUCGAGGCAGCCGUGGACGACGAUAUGGACACGGCCACGGCGGCCAGCUUCGAGAACGACCUGCUCCAAAAGCGCCUGGCAGCACGGCAGCAACUGGUCGAUGCCGUCGGCGGUGGGCCCGCGGCGGCAGCACGCGCCACCCGGUUGAAGCAAAAGCGAAAGAGCAAGGGCAAAGGGAACAGCCUCGGCGCGGCAGGUGGUGGUGACGAAUCCGCUUCCACAGGCUUGAUGGAGGGCAUCAUGGAGGGCGGCGAUCCUGAGGGUGUUGACGGUGCAGCAGGCUCCUCCGAAGGUAACGACGCGGCGGUUCGAGACCGGCAACAGAGAGCGGCGCGCAACCACUAUAUGUCAGCACAACUGCAGCGACAGAUGCGCUCGGCCGCUGCUGAGGCCCGGCGAGCGGUGCAUGAAGCGGCAGCUGCCAGGGGUGCAGGUGGUGGAGGCGGAUCUGGCGCACAUCCAGGCGACGGUGAUGGUGGUGGUGGUGGUGAAUAA